Messenger RNA from Erythranthe guttata (spotted monkey flower), 696 nucleotides. NCBI's taxonomy places the organism in Eukaryota, Viridiplantae, Streptophyta, Magnoliopsida, Lamiales, Phrymaceae. The record is from RefSeq and is a predicted model, not a curated record.
AUGGGGGAGAUGGAUGCUUCGUGGGGAUUCGAAGAGUACAAUAAUCAAAAUCAUGAAGUGGAGCAACUGAAGCAGAAGCUUCUGUUCACCACUCUGGAACUAGAGAAGCUGAGAUCAGAAGCAAUGGAACAAAUGAGGCAGAACAAGGCGUACGUUAGCCAUUUGAUCAACCUGCUAAAAUGCGCAUUCCAAGAAAGAGACGAUGCCAAAACCCACCUCCAAAAGCUCCUCAACAACAACAAUAUUACCAUAAUGCCACCACAAGCCAACUACAUGAAUCCCUCGUUUCGGUUACCCGAAACCCCACUUCCGAAACCCGUAAACGAAAACCCUAAUUCGAGCGUGACGGGAUCGAACAGUGUGGCGUCCCUUUUCGACCCGGUUUUUUCCCCCGAUUUUUCGAACAUUUUGGUUCAAGAAUGUUGUAACAAAGUCGACGAGGGCAAUUUGGUAAUUGACCGCCUCGUGAAGGGGAAGCCGUUGCCUAAGAGGGGGAAGUUCCUGCAGACCGUUGUAGAGGCGGGCCCGCUUCUUCAGAAUAUUCUUGUGGCGGGCCCGCUUCCUACUUGGCGGAAUCCACCUCAGCUUUGCCAAGGUGGCGAUGUCAGCUUUUAUCAGAAACCGGCGACAAAUGUCACCCCGUUAUUGGCUCGUGGGAGCAAAUGCAAUGCUUCAUUGAUAUCUUGUGGUUACUAG